AUGGGAAUAAAAAAAACUGUUGAAGAUGAUACAAUGGAUCAAGAUGAUGCAAGUUCUAAUGAGGAGGGAGAAGAUACAAGUGGGCUGAGCAUAGAAUCAAACAAAAAAGGAAUGAGUGUUGACAUGUAUUUUAAGGUGCAUGGAAUUAAUUUCGAAGACGAGGAAGAUGAGCAAGAUGAGCAAGAUGCUGCAAAUAUUGAGGGUAGUAGAGGACAAGCUAGUAAUGAAGGCACUAAAAAGAAAACUCGUGGCAAGACCUUAUGCAAAAAACUUCAUGCCACUGAUUUUAAUGAUCGACGGGAGGUGGAGUUUUUACAAUGGCAGCCUAUUGGUCCAACCAAGGAGGUCGUAGCUAACCUAGGCCAAUUUUUGGGUUCAACUGUUAGAAAUUUCCAUUUUGUGACUUUGCUAUACACUAGUUGGCAUGGUGUGCCUGAUAAUAUCAAGGAGGGCAUGUGGGAGUAUGCCAACAUAUGUAAUAUGCCUUUAUGGACAUUCAUUCUUCCAAUAAGUUCAAAGUCGUGGGUCAUGCGGGAAUUUUGUCGUGCAUGGAAAAAAUACAAGGGUGAAAUUAAAAAAGAACAUUUCUUAAAGUACAACACAAAGAAAGAAAUAAUAAAGAACCGAUUAUUAGAGAUUCCUGAAUUUCAGUUUCGCAAGCUAAUUCGGUAUUGGAGUCUUCCCGCUAUCAAGGCUAUGUCUGUUAAGAAUACUGAAAAUAGGUCAAAGCAAAUAUGUCCUCACCGAAUGGGUUCUACAAAGUUUACAAUAGUGCGCAAGCAGCUGCGUGACUCUAAAGAGAACAAUGAAGAGCCAUCAAAGGUUGAGAUUUUCACAGCAACUCGCACAAGUAAAAAUGGAAAAGAAAUUGAUGCUAAAACACAAACAACAAUUGUGAAUUGUUUCAAUGAACUUCAAAGCCGCAUAGAGGCAGGGAAAAAUCAUGAUGAUGCAUUUGUAGCAGUGCUAGAAAAGGACCAACCAGGUCGAGUUUGUUAUUAA
This is a messenger RNA of Arachis stenosperma, 1002 nucleotides long. RefSeq lists its product as uncharacterized. The coding region runs from base 1 to 1002 and encodes 333 amino acids. The transcript has 6 exons. NCBI's taxonomy places the organism in Eukaryota, Viridiplantae, Streptophyta, Magnoliopsida, Fabales, Fabaceae. The record is from RefSeq and is a predicted model, not a curated record.